Anisakis simplex (herring worm) is the source of this 390-nucleotide messenger RNA. Lineage: Eukaryota; Metazoa; Nematoda; Chromadorea; Rhabditida; Anisakidae. The record is from the annotation of a GenBank genome assembly.
AUGGGUGUCGAAGCGUUACCAUCUUCAUCGAAUGAAGCAGACGAUCCGAAGAAUCAGUACCGCUGUUGUUGUAGUACAUUCCAUGUGAGCACUGCGUCAAUUGUGAUUGCUAUCGUUGAACUGUUUUAUCUUGGUUAUGAAAUAUUCUCUAGUUUCUAUCUCUUCAAUCGUACGGGUGAUCAGUAUAUUCUAUCAUUUUCACUUUCAUUAUUCGCCACUUUUCUCGCCAUAGUUGCCGUUAUUUUACUUAUUUUGGCUAUUAAAACUUCAACACCGUAUCUUCUCGUUCCACAUUUAUUAAUGCAGGUCGCCGUUACAAUUGUUCUCUUCUUGAUGUGUCUGUUUUGCUUAUUCGCUGUUUUUGUUGGAACCAGUAUUGAGAUAACGUAA